Talpa occidentalis (Iberian mole) is the source of this 6612-nucleotide messenger RNA. It is a transcript of the gene GJC1, whose product is annotated as gap junction protein gamma 1. Gene Ontology annotation, biological process: cell communication. The transcript is spliced from 3 exons. NCBI's taxonomy places the organism in Eukaryota, Metazoa, Chordata, Mammalia, Eulipotyphla, Talpidae. The coding region runs from base 435 to 1625 and encodes 396 amino acids. Gene Ontology annotation, cellular component: connexin complex. The record is from RefSeq and is a predicted model, not a curated record.
AGUAGAAAUUGGAGAUCGGCACUAUCAGUGUACACGGUGGAUAAUUGUGAAGGUAGUUUAUGGACCACAUUUGAGAAACAUUUACUCAUUAUUACUUACGUGCUUUAAUUUCAGGUUCCAUGGUGUGCUAAAGCCCUCUGCAAACUGGUCUUUGACUUGUCUGUUCAGCCUUCUCUACAACUACUUCCCAAACAUCCUCUACCAUGUUCCAGUCUAAGAACCUUCUUGUGAAACUUUUCACUCACAUCAUUUUCUCCAUCUGCCUUGCCUCUGCUUCUCACCCCAGCUCUGCCUGGUGAAACCAUACCCACCCUUCAGAGACCCACUUGCCUUCUGCAAGGGAAUCUGGAAAAGUCACAAGCAAAACAUACAUUCACUAAGAAAAUUUUGGAUAACAGAAGUUCUGGAUAACAGGACAAACCAGUUCAGUCACCAUGAGUUGGAGUUUCCUGACUCGCCUGCUAGAAGAGAUCCACAACCACUCCACAUUUGUGGGAAAGAUCUGGCUUACUGUGCUGAUUGUCUUCCGGAUUGUCCUCACAGCUGUAGGAGGAGAGUCCAUCUAUUACGACGAGCAGAGCAAAUUCGUGUGCAACACAGAGCAGCCAGGCUGCGAGAAUGUCUGCUAUGAUGCCUUUGCACCUCUCUCCCAUGUGCGCUUCUGGGUGUUCCAGAUCAUCCUGGUGGCAACCCCCUCAGUGAUGUACUUGGGCUACGCCAUUCAUAAGAUCGCCAAAAUGGAGCAUGGUGAAACAGACAAGAAGGCAGCUCGGAGCAAGCCGUAUGCGAUGCGUUGGAAGCAGCACCGGGCUCUAGAAGAAACGGAAGAGGACCAUGAGGAAGAUCCCAUGAUGUAUCCAGAAAUGGAAUUAGAAAGUGAGAAGGAAAAUAAAGAGCAGAGCCACCCUAAACCCAAGCAUGAUGGCCGACAGCGGAUUCGGGAAGAUGGGCUCAUGAAAAUCUAUGUGCUGCAGUUGCUGGCAAGGACCGUGUUUGAGGUGGGUUUCCUGAUAGGGCAGUAUUUUCUGUAUGGCUUCCAAGUCCACCCAUUUUAUGUGUGCAGCAGACUUCCCUGCCCUCAUAAGAUAGACUGCUUUAUUUCUAGACCCACUGAAAAGACCAUUUUCCUUCUGAUAAUGUAUGGUGUUACGUGUCUUUGCCUAUUGCUUAACAUUUGGGAGAUGCUUCAUUUGGGAUUUGGAACCAUUCGAGACUCACUAAACAGUAAAAGGAGGGAACUUGAAGAUCCGGGUGCUUAUAAUUAUCCUUUCACUUGGAAUACACCAUCUGCUCCCCCUGGCUAUAACAUCGCCGUAAAACCAGAUCAAAUCCAGUACACUGAACUGUCCAACGCUAAGAUCGCCUACAAACAAAACAAGGCCAACAUAGCCCAGGAGCAGCAGUACGGCAGCCAUGAGGAGACCCUCCCAGCCGACCUGGAGACUCUGCAGCGGGAGAUCAGAAUGGCUCAGGAACGCUUGGAUUUAGCAAUCCAGGCCUACAGUCACCAAAACAACCCCCACGGUCCCCGGGAAAAAAAAGCCAAAGUGGGGUCCAAAGCUGGGUCCAACAAAAGCAGUGCUAGUAGCAAAUCAGGGGACGGGAAGACCUCCGUCUGGAUUUAAUCUUGGCUGGGCUUAAAACUUGUGCUUUUCAUAGUUCAUGGUAAGCAGCAGCUCACUGAGUAAUGACUUCCAUUGAGUAAACAUUUGGCUCUGGUUAUCUUCAGGGAUGCUGUUGGCUCAUGACCCAAGCUCAGGGGACUAUGCAGGCGGGCCCGGGACAGGGAAGAGAGGAAAACACAGUGUCCCUGGGCACACGUUCCAGCAAUAAUGCAGUCACAGAACUUUACAUCUGUACCUUCCACAUCUGGCAAAGAGCAGAUAUAUUUAAAUCAUUCUUGUUGAAUAGUUUUUGUAUGUACAGUAUUAUGGUACUUUUUUUUUUAGUAUGAGACUUUUUUUUUUGUAUUUGUACAUUGGACCACUGUAGUUAUACUUUUAUAUUAAAGGGGGAAAAAAUCCUUAUAGGGAUUGCCUAUUAGGCUAGUGUUAUUACUGUGUUCAGCAAAUUCCAGCCUGGGUUUAAAGUUUUUUAGAUGCUACACUUAACAGAAGUGCCUCUCAUGUUGCAGGGAAGAUUUCAGAUACGUAAGAAGACAAAGGAGGAAUCGCUUUUCAGUCUUGGAAAGAAAGUCCACAUCAGAAGGAGGUUGAGAUCUUCUCUACUUGAGAAAUCUUUGAAUCUCAUUCAUGUGCCAAGACUUGUAUUCAGUCUUUGAAAACCUAUUUAUAUUCUCAAAGGAGAUAAACGACUCAAUGCAGAAUUCCUUUAAUAGCAAGCGUUGUCAGUAGAUGCUCUGAUGAUGGUGUGCAUAUAAUUUAAGUUCUUUCAAGAAAAAGAUUGAUUCACAAAAGGUGUCCCCAACCUGGUGGUGGUGUGGAGACCCUGAGGAGCUGAUACUAAAGUUCCUCCAUCCCAUCCCAAAGCCACGCCUGGAAAAGGAGCCCUAAUAGAGUGCUUAGUUGUACACCCGUUUGAUUUGCCUUAAAUCUCUAUCCAGAAACCUGCCUCUCUCUGGUUUCUUAAGAAGCCAGUGGUAGAUAUUUUCUUUACAUGUUAACAUUAAAAAUACAAAUAUUCCCUUGUGGCUAAGAAUACUCACAGCUGCUUGUACUGCAUAUGGCAGAAGACUUAAAUACAAAUUCCUUAUUUUUAAUAAUUUACCUGGAACUUAUAUAAUUUUCCUAUUUCUGCCAAUGUAGGUUUCUUCCUGGAAGGCCAGUCAGACCUGGGAUUCUGUCUGUAAAUAGACCUGGAGAGGAUAUCCGUAUUUAUUCCCUAAAGGCAUAUCUAUUUAUCAAUGACAAGCAUCAGUGUUGACUUCACACUCGUAACUUACAGUAUUUUAUUGCCAUCUUCAACCUUACAUUGGAGCACUUUCCUCUCCUGCCAUGUUCACGGUGUUUGUCUUCUAGUGUGUGAGCUUCUGAGUAAGAGCUUGGUAAAGAUUUAAAGAAGGUUCCUUUUACCCGCUAGGGAGUGUUUCCUUUUGAAUGUCUCACUCUUUUCUAAAAGCUGUUAGAAGCCACCUCUCACUUUGAAAUUCUAAAGAUACUGUUUUUUUAUGUCUUAAUUUUAAAAUGCUGGUUCUUCGUUAUUUAGGAGACGUCUUAACAACAGCCUUUGUGAGGUUUUUCUCUUCUGUUUUUCUUCUCGUUUUUUGUCACUGCAUUUCUCCCUCUUCCCCACCAAAAAAAGAAACUCAGUAGAAAAUAUAAGCUUAUCCUCAAGCCAUGCAUUUACCUUUACUUUGCUUGUUUUUAAUCUAUAAAGUUCAGCCUAGAGAAGCUUCUCAGGAUCUCUGAACAUCUUAAGCAAAAAAGUAAACUCAGGUGAAACUGAGAGGAAAUUCCAGAAAUGGUACGCACGUGUGUGCGUGUCCUGGAAAGCUCAUAGACAUCCACAUUUUCCUCCAAGCCAAAUGUUCAUUAAGAAAAGUCGUGCAAUUAGUCUUAAGAAAUAGGCAAGAUUUUGAAAACCUCAGCUUAGCCAGCAUAAAGAACCAUCGAUUAAUUCUUAUGUCAUUGGAGCUUCCAGCAUAUUUAGCUGAAGGACAGAAAAUACAUGCCUGCUCAUGUCUGUCUAGUCAAAACCUGGAGGAGAGCAGAGCGGCUCCGCCCGCGGGCAGGUUGGAUUGAGAGUGAUGGAAAGGAGUCCAGAGACGGGCCAGGAUAAGGCGUCUGGCACCAGGAGGCAUCACUUAGUUUCUCCAUACAGUGCCCCUGGUGUUUACUCGACUUGUUCUCAUGACAGUGUUGUCUUUUGUGUCUGAAUUUCUUCAACUUCUUAAAGUAUAUGGACAGAUAUUCUCAGUCACUUCCCAUGUGCACAUGCUUUUUAAAAAAUCUAUUUUUGUUCUCACUAAAUUUUCAUAACGACAUGAAUUUCCCAACUGACUGCUUUCUUGGUACAUUUCUUUCAGCCUUUGAGCAUGAGUUCAAAUGCCAAAGCCAUUUCCCCUAGUGACAUGUUAGGGACCUGCAUGAAGGAAAUGGGACCAUCCAUGUCUAGCUUAGUAACCCAUUAUCUGGGUCAACUUUAAAUCUACAAAAAUUUUAUUCUGAUCGUCUCUGGAACUUGUAAGCUAUUUGUAUAAAAAGCAUGUCACCAAGGUUUUUUGUUUUUUUUUUUUUUUUCUGUUAAGUUCAUAAUCCUUUGACUUGCCAUAUAAGACAUGCUCUUCUCUAAACAGGAGUUGAGUGCGUUGUCUCUCGCAUACUUGACACCGAUAUGAUAUGUCCCUUACUCAUCUUUGUUAAAAUCUAUUAUUUAGGUUUGUAAAAUGAACAGGCCUUCUCCUUAGUUCAUAUUUAAGGGAAGAAUCGGGUAACAUUUUCCCUAAAGAAAUGUUAAUUGUUCAUUUUGUGGCUUUUUUUUUUUUUUUUCCUGGUGAUUUUCCUUGACUAAUCUCUGUAGAAUUACUUUCGAGACAAUAAGCUUUGCCAUGUAAGGUGCUUCUCGUAGGUCAGGACUCCCUCAUACCAGUGUCUUUUAGAAGCUCUAGAUAUAUCUUUGCAGAGAACAGAAGCCUCCAGAAACCUGCCCUGUCAUUUCUUCGUGGUAUAAAGUUGGCAGAUUGUUUUAUAUUUCUUAGUUUUAGGGGCUUAUACUGCUUAGAAAUACCAUGAGGUAGUUAGAGUCUCUGGCAAACAGUAUUAAGACACCAACUCUUAUUUUUGGUUAUUUAUCUGAGAUCUCAGCUUAAAAAUAUGAUUGAAAGAACCAUGCAAUGAUAGUAGAAUCUCCCUCAGCGUUUUAUCAUGGGAAUCAGUGAUUGUUUAAAACGCUUGCCCUAAGCAGUUAUACCAAGAAUGGACUUAAAUGUUACUCCUAUUAGUCAUACCUAUGCUUUACCCGUUGAGCUUCUAAAUGUCUGUAUUCUAUGCUUUCUGUCUCAUUUAAGAGACAGUUCGCUUCUAAAAAUAACAUCUAUAGUUUAUGAUAAAUUUUUGGCUAGUCAACUUUUGGUAAAAGGCAAGUGUGUGUACUUGCACCUGCAUUAAGAAUUGCCUUUUUAAAGAGAGAAAAAUGAAGGAAAAAGAAAGUAAAUGCCUUUUUAUUAAUGAAAAGUCUUUUUCUGGCUAUGAAGAGAAGUACCUGAACUCAAAAAAAUACACAAUGACUGGUCAUUUUGAUUGGAAGAUUUCAGGUAUUAGAUUAUCUUUAUAAAAUCAUGUAAUUUCAUGGACAGUCUCACCACCUGAAGAUAAAGCCCCUGCACCUACACAGUACAGAGUUUGGAAUUAAAGUUUUAACUCAUCUAAAUGUCAUAAUCUGUAAUAAUUCACAGUCACCAUCAAAUGUUAGAAUCAUUGGGUUGAAUUGCAUGCUUGGCUUUCAUUCUGGCCACACAGCAUGGAGAAUUUAAAAGGUUGGUUGUCUCUGCUGUAGCUGCAUUUUUAAUAAUGAUGUUAAGUGAGUUUGGUUUAUGCACAUUCCACAUUAAUAAACAUUUUAAAAGAAGCAAUCCAUAGUAUUCCAAACCCCAGGAGUCCAAAUAAAGGAAAGUCUUCCUCCUGUGCAAAAUCUCUUCAGCAAUAACAGAAGAGUUCUGUACUGGAGGGUUGGCUUGUUGAAUCAGCAGAAGACAUUUAGUUACAUGCUUCCAAAAUGGGGGGAAAUUUUUUUUAUUGCAUUCAAUUAUGUUUUCUUUAAAAAAAAAAAAGUCUCUACCUCAGGCACUAAGUGUUAGGUAUGGCUAGGUAGGACUCCUAACCAGCAAUCUAAUGUCAUGUGGUGUGCAGUUUGGAUAUUGUAUCAACAGCUAAGGGAUUACCCAUUCUAGUGCCAAAGAUCACUUGUCGCUGAUUUUGUUCUGUACGAUUAAUGUAAAACUAUGGUGGGGACAGACUCUGUGCCCGGGGCCUUGUCUCUGGGAAGAUUUUGUCAGCUUCAAAUACAGUUUAGAAGAUUCAUUUGUGGUCUGUGCAUCUUUUCCUAAAACUUGAAAAGCCAGCUACCAGGAAAUGUCAAGCUGAGGAUUUUACCCCAUUCUUUGUACAAAACAGUACCAAGAGCUUCACGGUUUGCACUGAGAACCUAAUACAAAAAUCCUUUCUCAUGCAUUCACCUGUAAGCUGAUCUCGGUGGGAAUGCACAAGCCGGAAAAUUACCAGGUGAAGAUUUGGGUUCAAAAAAUACCUUUUUCAUAGCUGGGUUGAACUCCUAGGAUUGCUGUAUCGAACUGCAUCGGCAUAUUUCUGGCAUCAUCAUCUGGGAAAGACGGGUGGCCUUGUGCAGGAGGAAGGGGAGGCUGAGGUCUAAACACAAACAGCACCCGUCUCUAGCCCCCUUUGCUUCUCCAGGCCUCGCCUCCGAGAGGUGUGCCUUCUGAGAAGGGAAGGGCACGGCAGAGACCAGGGGAGGGCAGCAGUUAUUAUAGCGAUGCCCUCUGCCCUCACAGACUCAGAAUAGCUGACUGGCAGAGCCCACUGUCAGCAGCACAGGCUGCAGCCUGGUCAGCCAGCCAUAUUUGGUAAUAAAUUUGUGAGCUGUUUAAAAACUGUUGGAGCUGUUAAGUCACUCUGUUAGUUUUAAAAGUGGAUUCUU